AUGCCUUCCGAAGGUCGCCAGUCUCCCCCUCCCGAGCGCCAGACCGGUGCCCAGCUCAACGACCCUCCCGCCUCCGGCAAGGGAACCGACGAUGCCACCAACAAGGAGCAGGUCAACAAGGAACAUCUUGAGAACCUGUCAUCCAACCCCAAGGGACCUCUUGACGAUGCUGUAAAGGACAAGUUCGCCAAGACCGAGUAG
This is a messenger RNA of Colletotrichum siamense, 201 nucleotides long. RefSeq lists its product as uncharacterized. The record is from RefSeq and is a predicted model, not a curated record. The transcript has 2 exons. The coding region runs from base 1 to 201 and encodes 66 amino acids. Lineage: Eukaryota; Fungi; Ascomycota; Sordariomycetes; Glomerellales; Glomerellaceae.